AUGUUGUCGUGCCGUGUGUUGUGUCUGUUGGCCAUUGUGCUCUGCUGUGUGGGUGUGACUCAUGCUGCGGCUUCAGGUCACGAAGAACUUGUUAAGGGAGCACAACAGAAGUUUAAGGAGACUUUGAGACUGAAGGGGGAGUGUGAAGAAGCCACCAAGGCUACUCGACAGGCCGGGGAAGAAGCUGAACGAUUUGUUCUUCACAACAAAGAUAAACUCAAAACAAUUGCUGCUGACCCAGAAGAGGUGAAAAAAACGAAGAUUGAAGGUCAGGAACUCAUUGAAAAUGCAACGAAGGCUGCAGAGAAAGCAAAAGAGGUGCGCGACGAAACAAUAACCAGUAAAGAGAAAACAUACGAAAAUGUCGCUCUUUAUCUUUUGCAAGAUACUGAGGCAGCGGAGAAAGCAGUUAAAGAUGCAGAAAGCGCGAUUUUUGAUGCUAACACAGCCAUCGAAGUUGCGGAAACUAAUGCUGAACGUGUGAAGACUCUCCUGCAGGAACUCGACGACGCAGUUGUUGCUGCCAAAGAGAAGGAAAAACAGGUGGAGUCUCAGCCACACCCACAGACAAAUAAAACAUCUCUUGGUGAGCAGCAAGGUCAUACAGAAGGAAAUCAGACGGAGCAAACACAAAAAGAGAAACAAAGACAGCACUACCGUUCUACUGUUACUAUUAAUAUCCACGGAGAUAAUCUCGAUGCCUUACUCAGUGGUGCAGCGAAUAACAGUGGUAUGGCAUUAAAUGACGGCAGCAGCAGCCCU
Molecule: messenger RNA, 762 nt
Organism: Trypanosoma theileri
Lineage: Eukaryota; Euglenozoa; Kinetoplastea; Trypanosomatida; Trypanosomatidae
Exons: 1
Source: RefSeq, a predicted model, not a curated record